GUACCUCGGGAGCGAGAUCUGCCUAAAGCGGAUAUCGGAGGAGCAAGCAAAGCCGACAUUGGGAAACAAAGCUGGCAGAGGGGUACGGACAACUACUCUACGUCUGUAUCUUGACAGCUCGUGGCCCAGCAAAGCGACGAGCGAGGAUGUCCGAAAUCCAGUUAAAACAGUGUCGGCAGGGUAGCUUAGCUAUACUUCGGGACUCAAAGACUAACUUUGAGGACCUGCCCCCAGAUGUUCUGUCUGAGCUUGGCGUCUCACGGCCGCCUGCGAUGGAGAUUGAUGCACCAGGAGGUAUGAUGGAGCCAGGGGGGCUAACGGGGCCGAUGGAGGUGGUACCUUCGACAACCCCAAGCAUCGCAGAGCCCUCUAUGGGCAGCUCGAUGGCGAAGGGGGUGAGGUUGGGCGAAAAGGAGUCGGAUCCGCAUCUAGGUGGUGGGGAACAACGAACUCGAUCGGGAUUGGACAUGGAGCCGCCAAAUACGAUGGAGGCUGAAGUAAUCCCUAUGGAUCUUGUUGAACCUCAGCCAUCAAGCAAGGUCCAGGUAGGCGGUGCUUCGGAGAGGCCUCAGACGCCGCCGCCAUCGAGCUUCAUGAAGCGCCCUCGGCCUGCAGUUCGGUCGCCUACAUCGCCCCCUACACCCGUCUCCAAGAUUGGCCCGUCAGGUUCGAAGUCAUUGCUUGAGCGGUUAAAUCCGGACGAAGGAGAAAUGAAUGUGCUGGGGACUGGGCGUGGCCUGGGUGGGGUGGGGGCCACAGCGCUGGAACGUGGAAGAGGCCGUAGAGGGACUUUUUCGAGUCACCCUGCCUCCGCACGGCCUCAUCCGAGAGGGGAACUUCCAUAUCCACGUCGGGCACGAGCACCACGUCGCCCAGUGUUGCCUGUUCGUGGACGUUCACCAUUGCGUUCGCGUUCUCGUUCCCGUUCGCGUUCUCGUUCCCGUUCGCCUUCCCCUUCCAGAAGUCUGCACUCGCGCUCGCCCAUGGGAAUGCGUUUUUGCUCUCAUUCCCGUUAUCCUCUCCGUUCUCGCUCCCCUUCUUAUUCCCACUCCCGCCUUCGUUCUCGUCCUCGCUCUCGCUCUCGCCCUCGCCCUCGCCCUCGUUCUCGUUCUCGUUCUCGUUCUCGUUCUCGUUCUCGUCCUCGUCCUCGUUCCUACUCUCCUUCACGCACUGAGAGAAGCGAUUCCAUGAUAUUGUAACGUGAUAGGCCAAGAUUUUGCGAAAAGUCCUGACCAUUGUGCGAUUAUUGGAAACAAGACGUUGUCCGUUAUCAUGUAACUUCGCGGACUGCUACCUUCAGGCCCAGUGGAAUAGGAUUUUUAUCCUGAUCUUUUACA
Molecule: messenger RNA, 1337 nt
Organism: Cantharellus anzutake
Lineage: Eukaryota; Fungi; Basidiomycota; Agaricomycetes; Cantharellales; Hydnaceae
Exons: 2
Coding region: 147-1199 (350 amino acids)
Source: RefSeq, a predicted model, not a curated record